GAGCCCUGUCGCUCUCUGCAAGCACUCACAACACAAUGCCACCAGAAACCAGCUCUGCGGAAGAGAAGCACGCCUGCAGAGAUGGACUGGAAAGCCAGCAAUUUACUCGGCGUCGUGUCCAGCGACGGUGGGUCCUGCCUGAAGCGGAUCGGGACGUGUCUCGCCGACCCGGUCUGCAACCGGAACCUCUGGCCGCUGCUGGAGGCGUGCGGCGAGGAGCGGUGCGACGGCACGCGCUGUCGGGGCGCGUCCCGGCACUUCUACGGGGGCCUGCCCGCGUCCGUGGCCGACCUGCUGGUGAUGUGUGACUGCGGGCCCGGGGAGAAGGACUGCCAGCGCAUGGCCGCCAGGCUGCACAGUGGCACGUGCGGCGGUGAAAUGUGGAGUUGUCAGGAAGGGGUUAGCCACUGCUGGACGGACCAGAGCUGCAGACAGCGCUUGAAAAGCUUUACAUCGAAAUGCUGGGAUGCGGAGAGUGCGACGUGCGGGGAAUAUGACGAUGGAAAUGAGGAGUGCGUUUGGCAGAUGGAACCAGCUCUCCUUCUCAGCGGAGAGGCCGAGUGCAGAACGGCAUUCCUCGCGUUGAUGGGCACCCCACUUCAGUACCCGUGUACCUGCACGGGCUUGAACUCCCGCGAGCGGCAGAGAUGCGACACCGUCAGUAAUGUACUCCAAAAUCGCUCACGCUUCACGGGACUCUGGCCAACAUUGGUGGAUUCUAACAAAACCUUUGACACUGGGGAAUCGAAGUCUGAUGGACACACCUGGGUGACUGGCCACCUCCUUUACGGGCUGAUAUACUUGGCCCUCAUUGUAAUCGUCAUUUUAGUGACCACUGGGAUUCUCUGUAAAUCUGGUGUGCUGAGGAAAAAAGGCCAAACCCAGUUUCACCCCCAGGGGAAACCAACAUGUGUGGCUAUUCUCUGACAAACUAAACAAACGUUUCUCUGUCAUGAAGAGGGGAAAGAACAUAGGGCUUUCCUUGGCAGGGGGUCUCCACAGUUAUAAUGGUACAUGUGCCGUUCCUUUAUUUACUGAUAUUUGUUUUGUUGUUGCUGUACACUUUCCUCAAAGGGACUAUGUUGGUAUUCAUGUUGGUAUUUCUCCCCAUUUCAUGUUCAUGCUUCCCUGUUUUCUUUCCUGUUUUUUGUUUUGUAUUUGUAGCAAGAUAUGA
This is a messenger RNA of Gadus chalcogrammus (walleye pollock), 1174 nucleotides long. RefSeq names its product GDNF family receptor alpha-like. Gene Ontology annotation, biological process: nervous system development. Bases 82 to 927 code for a protein of 281 amino acids. NCBI's taxonomy places the organism in Eukaryota, Metazoa, Chordata, Actinopteri, Gadiformes, Gadidae. Gene Ontology annotation, molecular function: signaling receptor activity. The transcript is spliced from 7 exons. The record is from RefSeq and is a predicted model, not a curated record. Gene Ontology annotation, cellular component: signaling receptor complex; external side of plasma membrane.